AUGAAGCUACAAACUGUACUCGUACUCUUACUCGUCAAAUUCUCCCAUCAACAACAAUUUGGUCAAGAUCAAAAUGGACAGUUUAUUCAAUCCUCACAGUUUUAUUAUUCCGGCAAUAAUCAAGAUAAUAAUAAUAACCAAAUGAGCUCAAACCAAGUUAUGCGAGACCCGAUCGGUUCGACACAGAUUCCUUUUACGAACUAUCAGAACAUGCCUUCAUCAACCCAGGCUCCUUAUGGAAAUUAUCAGAACAUGCAAUCGUCCACCCAGGCUCCUUAUGGAAACUAUCAGAACAUGCAAUCGUCAACCCAGGGUCCAUAUGGGAACAAUCAGAACAUGCCUUCAUCAACUCCGUAUCCAAGCUAUUCGACAGCAUCUAACGCUGGAAUGACAACGUCAUUUCCAACACUAGUGUAUCGUGAUGACACACAAAAUAUGCCAAUGAGUGGUAACAACCAGAAUAGUCAACAGCAAUAUAACAACAAUCAGUAUCAGCAACAACAACAGCAAAAUCAGAACAGUGGUUCACAGUAUGGCCAAUAUGGACAAACCUAUCAACAAAAUAAUCAAAAUCAGCAAUAUGGACAGCAAAGCGGGCAGGUCUAUCAGCAGAAUGAUCAAAAUCAACAAAUCAACAGUACGGACAGCAAAAUCCCGCUUCACCACAAUAUGAUCAGAACCAAUUCGGGCAAUCCGUUAACUCUAAUCAGCCAAAACUCCAAUGGACUGCCAAGCAUGAACACUCAGUAUCAAGAUCCUAGUAAUCAACAAGGCAAUAAUAACUACUCUGCUAUCUCUGGUCCAGCGGUCAUGAACGGUCAGACAGCCGUAAACAUCAAUCAGUAUACAUUUACAAACGGAAACUGUAUUUUCCAAGAUGGAUAUGUAACCGAAAACGGUCAAAGAAGACAAGCAACUGCCAACGAGUUGCAACAAGUUCAGCAGUAUCGUCAAAAAUGGAAUCAAUACAUGAGUGAUUUCAACAGCUACAUGGGCCAAUGGAUGAACAACCUUUUCUCUUCACUACCUUUCGGCAAUGGACAAGCCUUCCCUGGAUCACCUACUAUGCCUCAAGUUCCUCCUGCUCCUUGUCUAUGCAGCUCUCAAUCUUGCGGACAAAAUGGCGGCCAAAUUAAUACACCACAAAUGGAUUACCAAAAUGCUCCAAACUACAACCAAGGACAAGCUUACCAACAGAACCAAUACAAUCCACAACUGUAA
Auanema sp. JU1783 is the source of this 1221-nucleotide messenger RNA. The record is from the annotation of a GenBank genome assembly. Lineage: Eukaryota; Metazoa; Nematoda; Chromadorea; Rhabditida; Rhabditidae.